Molecule: messenger RNA, 852 nt
Organism: Caenorhabditis briggsae
Lineage: Eukaryota; Metazoa; Nematoda; Chromadorea; Rhabditida; Rhabditidae
Exons: 5
Coding region: 1-852 (283 amino acids)
Biological process (GO): protein phosphorylation
Molecular function (GO): protein tyrosine kinase activity
Source: RefSeq, a predicted model, not a curated record
AUGACCGUCCACUUUAAGGUAGUUUCUGAAACACAAAAAAAUUUCAGGUAUAACGAACAUCGAGAGUUACGUGCAAUGCAGGAAUUGGGGAAUAGGUAUCCGCCAAGUAUUUUUUUGCUGAAAAAAAGGAGAAUUUUCAGAGAGGAACCUGUUGAACCAUUAGUUUCUCCCCCUAGGUCUAAUAACUCCAACGAUGGUUUACAAGAAAAUUUUGAAAUUGAUGAGUCAAACCUUGAAAUGUACAAAGUCAUCGAAACCGGUUCAUUUUAUAAAGGAAAGCUGAGUUUAGCAUUUUUACGAUCAAAAAGGGAUGAAACUGACACUUUAGCAGUUAUUGUGCAAUCGGCUCACAUCGCAAACGAUAAUAUUGCAUUAAGUUUAUUGAAAAUGGCCGUAAAAACAAUGUCAGGGUUCCCAACACAUCCAAACAUUUUGGCUUACCUUGGAUUUGUAAGAAAUGAAUGUAAUGAUGAAACUGGAAUACUUCCGCCUUGUCGGUGUGGAUUUGUCUGCAAGUUUUCAACAAAAGCUGACCUCGGGGAUUUUGCUGUUUGCAUGCAUGAAAUAUUCAGUCUAGGAAAAACAUCUGAUGAAGCCAUGAGCAAUGGUAAAUUCUUGGCCCAACCUGCUUUCUGCCACAAUGAAAUAUACCAUCUGAUGCAACAUUGCUGGAACGCAGACUCGGAACAAAACCGUACUUUUUCAUACUGUAUUACAUUUUUAGAGCAACACAUGAAAAAGUUCGAUGUUCCGAUUGAACACCAAAUUGAGAUGAAACUUCUAGACGCUGCAAGAGAACAGAGAAAAUUGUUGGAGUUUGUCGACUAUUGCAGAAAAAGUGUGAAGUCGUGA